This is a messenger RNA of Venustampulla echinocandica, 348 nucleotides long. RefSeq lists its product as uncharacterized. NCBI's taxonomy places the organism in Eukaryota, Fungi, Ascomycota, Leotiomycetes, Helotiales, Pleuroascaceae. The transcript has 3 exons. Gene Ontology annotation, cellular component: mitotic spindle pole body; mitotic spindle; spindle microtubule. The record is from RefSeq and is a predicted model, not a curated record. Bases 1 to 348 code for a protein of 115 amino acids.
AUGUCAACCACCACGCGCCCAUCGGCCUCCUCCACGAGUGCGCAGCCAGCCGCAACUGGAGAGAAGUCGUUUUUCGAGCAGCAGCGCGAGUUAUUGCUGCAAGAUAUUGGCAUUCCUAUGCAGAGUUUUGAACAUGUACUUGCAAAUAUUAAUAAAUUGAACCGAUCGCUAGAGGGGGUUAUUGCGGUUGGCAACGAAUUCAGCUCUGUGGAAGCACUAUGGUCGACAUUUGAGAAUGUGAUGGCUAAGGAUCCGGAUGUCGAGACAGAUGGGAAUGGCGGGGAGGGGCAAAAGGAGGAAGUGGAAGAGGAAGAGGAGACAGAAUUGCCUGAGCAUGGAACCCGAUGA